AAAGGUCAGUAUCCCUAUCACAUUAGCUAAAUUCCCAUUGCAGCUGGUAUUUCUGUCUUUCCAGGGAUACACCAAGGCAUUCCCUCUCCUACACAUCCAGACAAAACUUUAAAAGCAUAUACUGGUAAGAAUGUAGCUUCUAUAGAACCAAAUCAAAGCAGGAGAGUGUGAAUAGAAUUUAGGGUGGAGACUUCAAUAGACCUUAAAAGUUCACAAGCAUUGAAAAGCAGUCAGAAGCUGAGAAAAAUGUGAGAAUUAUACUGAAAAAAUCAUUAAUCACUUCUUUUCUCCAAAUACUUACCCUUUUCCUAUUGUUAUUCCAACAGCAAACCUCCACAGACCUUCUGCAAAGAAAAAAGAAAACCCGGGAGCCUCAAAUUUUUUAAAAUAUCUUCAAGGGGAACAUACACACACACAAAACACACACAUGUAUGUGUGCAUGUGCAUAGGUAUACACAACGACACACAAAGUGGAAUAUUUGUCCUUUUCCUUUUUUGUGAACUGGAAGACUCUGCUCCUGACAUGAAUACCAUCUUUAAGCAUCUGGACAGUAAUCAUGGGCAGCUAAGAAGGUCAGCUUCCAAAAGACACCGGGGAAGGCCCCACCACCACGUGACCUUGGGGGUGCCAAUGUCCUUCCAUGAGGGGGUCAACCCGAGCGUGGUAGCAGCGAGCAAGAACCUCGGGCAGCCCCAGCAGUCAUGCAGAAGGCCACCUAUUAUGACACCUCCACCCUCUUUGGGACAUACUCCUACCCAGGAGGGGCCAACGGGUUCGGCUACGAGGGCCCCGUGCCGCAAGCUUUCCAACCGGCUGCUCACGUGGAGAAUGACUACCAGAGGCCGGCCUGCACCCUCCAGUCUCUUGGCAACCCGGCCCCGUUGGCCAAAACGAAAGACCUGAAUGGGAGUUGCAUGCGGCCCAGCCUGCCUCAGGAGCACCACCCGCCCCCGCCUAUCUCACCACCGUCGAACCCCAUCACCACCCCGACCAGCAACAGCAACAGCAACAGUAACAAUGGCGGCGGUGGCAGCAAUAACCAUAACCAGCCUGGGGGUGUCAAAAGUGCCUCCAGCAAAUCCAGCUUGGGCUCUAAUAACACCGGCCUCGCCAAGCAGAUUUUCCCCUGGAUGAAAGAAUCGAGGCAAAACUCCAAGCAGAAAAACAGCUCCCCCACCACAGAAAGCUGCAGUGGUGAGAAAAGCCCCCCAGGCAACUCCUCGGCUUCCAAGAGGGCUCGUACGGCUUACACCAGUGCCCAGUUAGUCGAGCUGGAGAAGGAGUUCCAUUUCAACCGCUACCUUUGCCGGCCCCGCCGGGUGGAGAUGGCCAACCUGUUGAAUCUCAGCGAAAGGCAGAUCAAGAUCUGGUUCCAGAACCGGAGGAUGAAGUACAAAAAAGACCAGAAGUCAAAAGGCUUGGGCUCUUCCUCAGGGGGUCCUUCCCCAACGGGAAGCCCACCCCAAACCAUGCAGUCCUCAGCAGGCUUCCUGAAUACCUUGCACCCCAUGACUUCGAACUAUGAUGCCCCCUCGCCGCCUUCCUUCAACAAACCCCACCAGAAUGCCUACGCUAUGCCCGCUGCCUACCAAAACCCCAUCAAAGGUUGUCCCGCCCAACAGAAGUAUGCUAACACAGCACCUGAGUAUGAUCCCCACGUUUUACAGGGUAAUGGAGGAGGAGGAGGAGGUGGUGGAGGAGGCUACGCACCCCCCAACAUGCAAGGCAGCCCAGUCUACGUAGGUGGGAGCUACGUGGAUUCUAUGCCCAACUCAGCUCCCUCACUUUAUGGGCUGAACCCUCUCCAACAUCACCAGCCGCCAAGCAUGGAGUACAGUGGGGCCCCCCCAAUGGGCCCCAACCAGCACCAUGGACCCUGCGAGUCCCACCCAACUUACACAGACCUUUCCACCCACCACGCUUCCACUCAGGGUAGAAUCCAAGAGGCACCCAAGCUGACCCACCUGUGAGGAGGGGCAGGACAGACUCAGGGGGAAGGGGAGUUAAUGGAGAACUGGGACUGGGGUGGGUGGGAGUUGGUUGGGUCUGUGGUCAGUUGAUCAGCUUGUUGAUUUUGUUAAAGUGUCAGUGGGCUCUUCUUUGAAAACCACAACAACCUUUGCGUUGAAACCCUCAGAACUCUUCAGAGCAGUCUUUCCCAAGCCCGGACCCCCCCACCUCCCCACCCCUGGAUGUGCUGGGCUAAAAUACCCACUGCCCACAGCCAGCAGCAUCAUGUUAUCUGGGGAUGAUGGUUGUUAUAGUCCAGCACAUUUGCAAAUCUGACACAAGUUUGUGGAAGACUGUUUCAGGUAGUAGUUUGGAAGCUGAAAACCCUUUGGCAUCUGGAUUUGCUGCUAUUGCUUUUUGCCACUGCCAUUCAUUUCCCCCCCUCCCAGACAGCAGAGCAUCAAGUUUAGUCAGAAAUUAUCUUUCUGGAGCUGAAACAAGGUGACCUGGAAGUCUCCCAAUUAAUUCCCUCCUCAAUAAUAUGAAAGGAGCUUGUAUUCUGCAACUGCUCACAGUACAAUGCCAUAUUUUCAUGCUUGGAAGUCAAGCCCAUUAAACAAAGAACGAAAGCUGGGCCCUAAAGGACUCUGCUAAAGUUAAUGUAUGUGAAGAAAAGUCAGUAAGGUUUCUUAGCCACCAUGAAAAAAAAUCAUCUUCUGUUUUCUUCAGAGUAUCAAGAGCUCUAACUUCUCACUGUCCGUAUAGCCUGUAGAAGUAAUAACUCCUGUUACUCCCAAAUAAAUCUAGGGUUUAAAGAUCCUCUAUUGGAUAGGAGCUAUACUGGCCAGCCAGACUUUAUUUCCAAAUUAGAGUGCAGGGUUUUGUUUUUUUUUUUUUAGUGCUCAUAGUCAAGCGAUGGUUGCAGAUUUCCAGGUCACAAACUCACCUGAGUAACUUCAAGGAGAGCAGAGUACGCUACAGAUCCAGGGCUCCAAGCCAACAUGUUAAACCUGCCCUUCUGUAUCUCCCCCACACAGAGGCAAAAUAUUAAAUCCCUGCUUCUUAACCUUCAUGGGUCUCUUUUAUCACCACAAGACAAGUGGAGGUUUUGAACAUCCUUGACCAAAUCAAGCAGAUGUGGCCUUGUUUAAUGUACUCUAUAAAGACCAACAAUUGGGAAAAUUCUAUUAUACAGCCCUCAUAAUCCUUUUCCUUACAUACUGUUUACCUAUUAAUAAAAUUAUGAAGGCUGUGAUCCCAUGCACAAUUACCUAGAAGAAAUCCCCACUGAAAACAAUGGGACUUACUACCGAGUAGACAUGCAUAGCGUGCUCUGUGACAGAGGUUGUCCAAGAUCAUUGCAGGGCUACCAAUUGCCAGCACAUUUAUUUAGUAAUAAGACCUUUAAAAUUGAUAGACAUCAUCCAGAGACAAUUAUAACAAGCAUUAUGUUCAAUUGAUGUUGUAAGGAGGAAAACUGACUUUUAUGGAAUAGCACCCUACACUUAAAUAUAAGUAGUUUCAGGAGGAGGGCUAACAAAUAAAUUGUUUAUGAUUGUAGAGGACUACAUAGGUGUUUACAGACAAUCAAGUAUCCAUACCCACGUUUACAUAUACACACCAUUGAUAGUGCAGUCCUAUGCAUGCUUACACAGAAAGUAGGUCCAUUAGAUUCAGUGGGGCUUGUUCCCUACUGCCUCAGUCAGGUCCAAUUCAAGGAGAACAAAUGAGGGAAGGGGACUUCAAAAGUGAAUUUCAACCCCUUCAGAAAUCCCUUUUAAUAAUCUGAUAUACCAACUAACAAUUCAUGAGGCCAAUGAAUAGCUUUCAAAUUUGCAUUUCAUCCUUCUCUUUGUACCAGUGUUUUGACACAAAUAUUUUGCAGAUACUGUACAAAGAUGUGAUGAUUUUAAAGCGAUAUCAAUGAAUCCAACAUAAUAGACUUUAUUCUUUUUUAAAAAGGAGUAAAAACCCAAAACCUCCUGAAUUAUGCACACAAAAUUGUGAAUGUGGAAAAACUCCAUUAUUCUUCAAUCCACUGCUGUCCCCCCAAAUCUAAACAAUAGAUCCUCAAAAUGCAACAGGGUUACAGUUUUAAAGACGGGGGAAAGAUCAUCUUUAAGUGGAGAAUCCCCUUGGCAAAGUCUUCCACUCUCACCUGUCCUCCACUACAUGCAAGCUGUUAGAUUUCCUCUCCGGAACAGACUCUCUGCCCCUUUGGUCUAUUUCCUUCAUCCCAUUAUCUGAAAAUUAUACACUAUUUACAGCUUUGUGUCCCCCAUCAUUUAAUUCCUCUGCCCAUCAAAAUUAAUGGGGAAAGGAAAAAACCUGAGGACCCUUUUACAUUGUAAUUUCUCAGCUUGCAUUUAAAGUGGGGGGGGAGAGAAAAAAAAAUUUAAAUUAGAAGAAAGUAGAGACCACCCUCUCCUUCCUCAUAAAGUGACUGCCUUUUCUAACAGUUAAUUUAGGGUUGGGGGGAGCCUCACAUCUUAGGCAUCUGGUGCUUGUUUGCAUCUCUUCUUCUCUUGAACGUGAAAACAGGGUAUAUUUGAACAGAAACUGUUAUGUCCCCCAAAUGGAGGUGGAAGUAAAUAGCCCUUUGGGGGAGGGCAGGGCGCAUUUACUGAUGCCUCUUCUUUGGGCUGGCAUCCUUCUUGCACUUAGAGUUUACAUUUUAAUGGGUAUAUAUAUCAACUUUUGAAGGACACCCAUUGGAGAACGUCUUUCAGUGGGCGUGUGCUGUG
Molecule: messenger RNA, 4695 nt
Organism: Pogona vitticeps (central bearded dragon)
Lineage: Eukaryota; Metazoa; Chordata; Lepidosauria; Squamata; Agamidae
Source: RefSeq, a predicted model, not a curated record